Molecule: messenger RNA, 5269 nt
Organism: Oryctolagus cuniculus (rabbit)
Lineage: Eukaryota; Metazoa; Chordata; Mammalia; Lagomorpha; Leporidae
Gene: TTC23
Product: tetratricopeptide repeat domain 23
Molecular function (GO): protein binding
Source: RefSeq, a predicted model, not a curated record
GCCCCGGGGCUCGUGGUGGGGAGAGACGCGCUGGGCUUGGGAUCCACUAGCGGUGGUCUAGCCGGGGGCAGGCGGGCAGCCGCCGGGAGCGGGCCGGCGCUUUCCCCGAGACGUUCGCCGGGCUGUGCGGCUCUCACCGACGCAUGGCUGAGGGAUCGCGAGCGCUGAUGGCCGUCCUGAGGGCCGUGCUGCAGCCGUAGCAGGAGCGGCCGCCGCUGGGGCCGGUGCUGUCCGGCCCGACGGCUGCGAGGGGCCAGCCGGCAUCCGCCCCGCCGCCCUGCCAGGCUGGGUCUGCUGCGAGGAGCAGCUGCUGAAGCGGAGAACGGCGGCGAAGGCAGGCAGGGUCUGUGCUGCUUAAAAAACCCGAGUAUUCGGGGUCGUUUUCGCCUAAAAGCGCGUGCCUUUGAGCGUCGUCCUCAUGACUGCGGCAGCUUCCUUCUGCAAGGAUUUUUUUUUUUUACGAUUUCCUGCCUGAAACCGCUCAGUUCUCGUCCUUGGAGAAGCGAGGGGGGCUGUUCAUUUGCUGGAAGCUCACGGUCCGGCAACCUUAACUUCACAUACACUGAGCUGAUCUUUCAUUGGUGUAGUUGCUCCAGAGCUGAGUGACCUACAGAGCAACACCAGGUCCACAGCAAGAUCUGAGAUGUAGUUAAGUAUCGAUUAUUGGCUAAAUCUGGCCUCAUUCGUUGCUGAACUGUACGGCCUAGUGUGUGUCAUGUUUUUCUACAACCUUUUGUACCGUUUCAUGAUGCCUAGGGAUUUGUGGUACUCGGAGUUUGUUUGUUUUUAUUUUUUAUUUUAUUUUAUUCAUUUAUUUUUUUUUGCUGGACUUAGGACCGGGAAAUGUGAUUGAUGCCAAAAUAAAAAUCCCGAAUAUUAAAGAGCAACCCAAAUAAUAAGACUUGCUGCUAAACUGGAAGAAACUUUUCUAAAAAUGGAUUAACAGUAGAACAUGUCUAAAAGUCCCAGCUUUUUGAUCUGGUCAUCAAAAGUGAGUUGAAAUUACUUAUUUCCUCCCCAAACUGACAGAAAAGUUGCCCAGCCCUCCGACGCGAUUGUGCUCCUGGGACCUCUCAGAAGUUGUGUUUGUGGGUGGUCACUUUGCACCCUGCGUCUCACUUCAAGUGGGAAGAAACCCUGUGGCUUCAGCCUGUGGCUUUCCCAGCUUUGACAAAGUUUAAGGUGAACAGGCAGUGAUACCGCUUUAAGAAAUUUGCAAGGAAAAGACAACCCAAUUUUAAAAUUCCCACCUCUGGUUCCCAACGAUUGGAUUGCAAACUUUGGCAAAAUACUGCUCUCCACUUCCUAUUGGCUAAUGCUCUGUCAUUCAUUCUGCCUGGAGUUUUACGAGGACCCCUUGCUUUACAGAAAAAGGCUGCUCUAAUUCAGUCUGGAAGUGCUUUAUGUAAAACUCCCUUCCACGUCUCACCAAACUGAUACCUCGGGAACCAAACUGGCCAAUCAGCUUGCCAAAGCAACUGUGCCGUUUGCAGGAAAAAGAAUCGGAGAACCUCUGAGGCAGCCUGGGGGACACCAACAAAGGAUUUUACGACGUGGUUGGAGCGUGGAGAGUUAAAGAAACUUUUCCGGUUUUUCGCUAGUUUUAAGGAGUUCAGUGUCAAAGGAAAACCAGAAGAAAUACAGGUACGGUGUGAGGGCAUGAGAGUCGUCAGAGAUGUUUCUCUUUAGGGUGAAGUUGGAAAACGUUACCCCUGGAGUCUCAGUGGAUUGUGAAAGAUGACAAUGUUUAUAAGAAUAUGCAAGAGUCAGAGGAAACCCACCUAUCCAACCACCUAGAUGAAAUCGUUGCUGCCGUCAGCAUCACUCCCAGAAACAAGAGCCAAAGCAAUCUGACCCAGACAGUGCUGUUCCAGCCCCCGCGGGAGAAGCUGCGGCUCUGUGAAGAGAAGGCGAGGGCCUGCUCCAGCAGCCAGGAGUAUAAGCAGGCUGUCCGAGAGCUUGUGCGCUGCUUAGCACUGACGAGAAUUUGCUAUGGCGACUCCCACUGGAAACUGGCGGAGGCACACAUUAACCUGGCUCAAGGCUACCUCCAGCUGAAAGGUCUCUCACUGCAAGCAAAGCAACACGCAGAAAAAGCCCAGGAGAUCCUCCUCACUAACUCCAUUGGGCCCCCACGUAGUGACAACACGGGAGUUUUCAAGUGUUCCGUGGAGCUCUUCCACACCAUGGGGAGAGCCUUGCUCGACCUUAGGAAAUUUAAGGAAGCCUCGGAGAACUUGGAAAAAGCGGAGAGACUUUCAGAGGAACUGCUGCAACGGGGAAGGAUCGUAAAGGAAGAAUGGCUGGCAACUCAAGCGCGGAUCAAGUGGUCAUUUGCACAGGUAUGUCAAGGUCAGAAGAAGUUACAAGAAGCUUUGCCCCACUACAAAGAGGCGUUGGAAUGUCUGGAGAGCAGCAAAGGUGAAAAGAGCCUUGAGUGUGUCCCGUUGUUGCGGGAGCUGGCGGGCGCAGAGCAAGCCCUGGAGUUCCACGACGCAGCCAUCGGCCAUUUGUUACAGGCGCAUCUCAUCGUCCUGGGCAGAAACCUCACUCAGGAGGAGAUGGCAGACUCCGCGCACUCCGUUGCCCACGCCGCCGCUGCUUCUCCGAGGCCCGCGCACCAAGAUGUGGCCGAGCAGUAUUUUCAAGAGUGCAUGUCUCAUCUUCAGGACUGUGGAGGGAGGGAAACAGCCAAGUUUCUCUCCAUUCAAGAUGAAUUUUGUCGUUUUCUGCAAAUUGCUGGACAAAAUGAGAGAGCAACCUCCAUCCUGAGAGAGUCCCUGGAAGCCAAAGUGGCCACGUUUGGUGACCUCAGUCCCGAGGUGGCAGAGACGUACCGGCUCCUGGGCGAGGCAGCCCUGGAGCAGGGGAACCACCGCAUGGCCCACAGGACACUGAAGAAGUGUCUCCACAUUCAGACGCUCUUAUACGGACCACAGGACAAGAGGACCCUGGCCACCCAGCAGACCAUGGACGAUCUGGCCAAGGUCACCGAGGUCGCUGUGAAGCCAAAGCCGACUCCGAAGGCCAAAGUGGCCUUCAACACCAGCGUCCCCGGGCACACGGCGCUGGGGAGGGGCAGGCCCAGCGCAGCCAACUGAGACCCCCGGCCCCAAGGCGGCUUCCGGUGGGCCUGGGCGCCACCCCUCGGGGUCUGAGCCAACCUCUCUCCCAUGAGCAGAUGGAAUUUGAUGGUUAGCGCGGACUUCCCAGGCCGACGGUGGACUCCGGCACUCAUCAGAGAGACCAUCAGCGCCCUGUGGGCCACGCCAUGACGGGGCGCGGCCUUCAGCGUGACCUGGGGCCGCACGGCACAGUUUUCCCUUUAUAACUUGCGGUGUCUUUCUGGCCAGCAGGGAUCUGGGACCCAGCAGCACUCCUGAGGCUGAAAGACUUCUCUCCAGAGGCUCAGAACCUCCUGCGCGGGGGAGGCGGGCUGGGCCCUGCGCACACGCACAGCUGGCUGGGGUCAGCCUCGGAGCAAGAACCACAAAUCUGGAAGAAGCCCCUUCUUACAGGAAGGGGGCAGUCCCUGAGAAUAAACGGCUCAGGAAGGGACUUUCUGCAGCGCUGGUGUCACGGCCCGGCCUGGGUGGGCACAUCAUCCCAGUCGCCUGUUAACCGCGGGGGCCAUUUGCAAGCUGGCCACUCGCUGUGGCUAGCCACGGGAUGCCCGUGCCACCUGGGAACCCUGCAGAGUCCCCAGCCGCGGUGGGGGGGGCACGAGCAGGGCUCCCAGGCUCUGCACGGCGAGUGGAGCGAACCUCGCGAGCCUCGCGAGCCUCGCUUCCUUGUGCCCCUCAGGUACAAACCCAGGCAGGCUGGGCUCUUCAAGGGAAGCCUGCGUCAGAGCUCCUUGGAGCCAGAAGACGGGCGUGGGGACGCCGUCACUCACGGUGUGGUGCACAGCGGGCGUGGGCUAGUGCUAAGAGCAGGGACGCGACAAGAAAGGAGGCACACCCAGUCCUGCUCCCCCUCCUCUAUGAGCUUGCAAUCCAGCCUGGCCCUAGAUGCAAAAGAGAUAUGGUGGGGGACUGCAGGGUGGGUGCUAAGUGGGCCCCACGUGGCCCUGGGGUGAGGAGGCAGGUGUAGGGCAGCAGAAAGGUGGGCACGGAGGGUUGUGGGGCAGGGGCGGUGACCCCCUGCUGCCCUGCAUUCCUCCUGGAUCCCCCACCCCCGGCAGGACAAACAUGGCUGGGCCCUGGAGCUGCCGCUGCUGGAGCCGGCACGGCCCCACCCCACGCCCUGUCCUCAGGGCCUCCAGCCUGGAGUGAGGCAGCGGUGGAGAGAGAAGCUUUGAGCACCUGUCUCCACCCUGUGAACACGGCGAUCGGGUGCUGGCAAGAGGCAGAUGGAUCACCUAGAGGGUGGGGGUGCGGGCAUGGGCAGGAAUACCUCUGCCCCUCUGGGACGGUGGCCAGUGAGGCCACAGGCAGGUGCUCGGACGGCCCCAGGAUGACAGCCUGAUGCCCUCCGGCCCCACGAGCAAAGCGGGGUACCACUCCUCGUGUGCGGGGAACCACCUCGAGAACUGACGGGGGAAUCGACUGGGGGAGCUCUGAAGUGCAGAGAGGCAGGGCCCCUCCCUGGUCUUCCUGCGGAGCUGCGAGCUGACCCGCAGGCCGUUCCUGCUAACACCCACGGGUCCCAGAACAGGGGGCAGAAAGGUGUGUGGCUGUGGCCACCACUACCUGAGCGUCCUGUGCAGUCGAAGACGCGGGUCUCCACGUGGAUGGGGGAGUGAGCAUUUUCAACACGGACCACACGGGGGUGUGCCAUGGACUGAGCGUGCCCCUCGCCUCCAGUGCGCGUUGAAGCGCCAGUCUCCAGGGUGACACUGCUCGCUGUCUGCCAGCAGGCUCUGGGGAGGUUGUUCCGUCAGGGGAGUGAGCCCUGCUGAGGGCACUAGUGCCUUUAAAAGAAAAGAUGCUUCCCUGGCACCGUGGCGCAGAUUCAUCCUCCGCCUGCAGCACUGGCAUCCCAUAUGGGCACCGGUUCUAGUCCCGGCUGCUCCACUUCUGAUCCAGCUCUCUGCUGUGGCCUGGGAAAGCAGCAGAAGAUGACCCAAGUCCUUGGGCCCCUGCACCUGCCUGGGAGACCCAGAAGAAGCUCCUGGCUCCUGGCUUCAGAUUGGCCCAGCUCCUGCUGUUGCAGCCAUUUGGGGAAUGAACCAGUAGAUGAAAGACCUCUCUCUUUGUCUUUCUUUCCCUCUCACUGUCUGUAACUCUGCCUCUCAAAUAAAUAAAUAAAAUAUUUUUUAAAAAAUGAA